CUGAAAAUUAAAUAUAUGAGGGUGAAACGGUCAUUUUACACAAAUUUAUUCCAAUGUGAUUCAGAAUUAAAAAGAAAAAAAAAAGGCAAGGACCCACUAAGAAACUUCUUCGUAAAUUUGACUUGGACGGUACAGCAGCCACAACUGCUACAAGCCACAACUAACUUCAGUUCAACUCCAAUUCCAAUUCCAAUUCCAAUUCCAAUUCUGUGGAUCAAAAUUUGUAGAAAUUAUCGGAAAGAAUCCAUCUCCGAAUUUCUUUUGUUCUCCGAAUUCUUGAAAUUACAUCAAACAAGAAUGAGUUUUCAGGAUCUUGAAGCAGGAAGGCCGUUCUUGAAAAGUCAGCAGCAACCAAAAGACUCAUCUCAGCUUGUUGCAGCCGGGAUUUUUCAAAUUAAUACAGCUAUUUACUCUUUUAAUCGUCUCGUUAGUUCUCUUGGCACUCCUAAAGACACCAUCGAAUUCCGUGAAAAACUGCACAAGACCAGGCUACGAAUUGGUGAAUUGGUGAAGGAUACUUCCGCUAAACUUCGACAAGCUAGUGAAACUGAUCGUCAUGAAGAAGUUAGUCCUGUCAAAAAGAUUAACGAUGCUAAGCUUGCAAAAGAGUUUAGGACAGCUCUUAAUGAGUUUCAGAAGGCACAAAGGCUUGCAGCAGAGAGGGAGACGACGUAUGCCCCUUUCGUUCCCAAAGAAAUUCUUCCAUCCAGCUAUAAUGCCUAUGAUUCAAAAGUAAGUUCAUCUAGGGUUCCAGAGCAGCAGUCCCUUCUUCUGGAUUCUAAAAGACAAGAGAUUGUACUGUUGGACAAUGAGGUUGUAUUUAAUGAAGCUCUUAUUGAAGAAAGAGAGCAGGGAAUUAAAGAGAUUCAGCAACAGAUUACUGAAGUAAAUGAGAUUUUCAAAGAUCUAGCUGUUUUGGUGCAUGAGCAAGGAGUUAUGAUCGAUGAUAUUGGUUCUAACAUUGAGAACUCUCAUACUGCCACCGUGCAAGCUACUUCCCAUCUUAGACAAGCUUCCAAGACCCAAAAAUCUAAUUCAUCCCUGCUCUGUUUGCUCCUUGUGAUAUUUGGAAUUAUUUUGAUCAUUGUUGUUAUAGUUGUCGUGGCUUGAGCCGUUCUUUUACCGUGGUCUUAAGGUAAGAUCUACUUUUGUGAACUCCUUGAUCAUGACAUGAGCUCGGGUUUUCUACCCUAAACACGCGGCACACGGAAGGCUGUUUCAGUUAUGGCAAGGAUUCAGAUAAGCAUCAUUAAUGUACAAAAUUGGUUAUCGCUAGGGGCUUGAUCCCUACUGUGUUGUUGACUGUUCUAAUCAUACAAUGAAGUAAAUGUAAUUUUGGUGUAAAUGAAGUACCCAGUCAAUGUUACUAUAAAAUAAACGGGUAAUCGACACUAAUUGUCCUUAAACUAUCAUUUUUAUCUAGACAAUACCUAAACUUUAAUUUGUA
This is a messenger RNA of Mercurialis annua (annual mercury), 1447 nucleotides long. Its product is annotated as syntaxin-22-like. The record is from RefSeq and is a predicted model, not a curated record. The transcript has 7 exons. NCBI's taxonomy places the organism in Eukaryota, Viridiplantae, Streptophyta, Magnoliopsida, Malpighiales, Euphorbiaceae. Gene Ontology annotation, cellular component: membrane; endomembrane system; SNARE complex. Gene Ontology annotation, molecular function: SNAP receptor activity; SNARE binding. Bases 16 to 1110 code for a protein of 364 amino acids. Gene Ontology annotation, biological process: vesicle-mediated transport; intracellular protein transport; vesicle fusion.